This is a messenger RNA of Lytechinus pictus (painted urchin), 5042 nucleotides long. Its product is annotated as tektin-4-like. The coding region runs from base 284 to 1672 and encodes 462 amino acids. Gene Ontology annotation, cellular component: sperm flagellum; nucleus; microtubule cytoskeleton. Gene Ontology annotation, biological process: cilium movement involved in cell motility; cilium assembly. The record is from RefSeq and is a predicted model, not a curated record. The transcript is spliced from 7 exons. Lineage: Eukaryota; Metazoa; Echinodermata; Echinoidea; Temnopleuroida; Toxopneustidae.
AGAGAAUACGAGAUCCGCCUAGCGAGAAAUAGUAGACAAAAAGGAUAGAGGAGGUAACUAUGACGAUUUCCGUAGUAACGCACAACAGUACGUACACAGCUGACGCCGAAUAUAAUGUAAACAAUGAAACCCAUGUGAUAUCCUCAUACGGCGUUCUGUGCUCACUGAGAAACCAUUCAUUCGCGGAAGGUAGUUGCGAUUUAGUUUUGAGAUUUUAGUCGCUAACCAAUAGUGUCCAAGUCUAUAUUUUCAAUACAUUCGCAGAACAGCAAACGAUUCCAUCAUGGAUGCUGGUGCAACUCUCCUUUCCAAGUCCUAUUCCCCGACGGUUCCAGUCUUUCCAACACGGACCACAGUCGGAACCAAGACAGACCAUGCCCUGUCAAAAGAACUUGCCAAAAUGAGUGGCCUAGGAGAAACUGGAGUCUAUGGUGUUCCUACCGGUGCACCUGCUGCACAGGGUUUCCGCUCUGGCAAGCACACCACUCAAGAAUGGCAUGAAUCUAACUACAACAAAUACCUCCAGAGUUUCACAGACCGCGAUAAUGCCGAGAGACUAUGUCACGAGUCUAAACAGCUUUCCAACGAGACCCAUGCACUUACCAUGCGUACGCAAUCUGAUGUCACAAAGAAGCUAGGGGAUAGGAUGAACGACAUCCACUUUUGGAAGUGUGAGCUCAAUCGUGAAAUUGAGGAAAUGAUUCAGGAGACAGACCUUCUAUGUGCACAGAAGAAGCGGUUAGAGAAUGCCUUGGAUGCAACAGAAGUGCCUCUGAAUAUUGCAAGGGAUAAUCUUACCUGUAGGGCAAGGAGACAGGACAUUGAUCUUGUUGGAGACAGGGUAGAAAUGGCCCUAAAUAAGGAGGUAGAUAUCAUCACUAAGGUUCAAGAUCUACUGAAGAGGACAAUAGAACAGUCUGAUAGGCAAAUCAAGCUCAAUCGUGGUUCAAAGCACAAAUUGACCAUGGACUGGUCAGAUAAAGUCUCUGCCUUCAAAAUUGAUGAGAAAUGCACUGGACUGAACAACAAUUCAACUGAGAUCCAGUACAAGGAAGGAUCAGCUAAAUUUGAAGCAGUUCAAACAGACCCACAAUCCUGGGCAGAGUUCUCACAUGAUAACAUUGUCCGUGCCGAGCAUGAACGUCUAGCCUCUCAGCAACUCCGUAACCUGAUCGACCAGAUCCUCACAGAUACAUCCAACGACAUGAGGGAACAAUGUAACACUGUCAACACUGAGUUCGCACGCCGCAUUGAAGAAAUGAACGAUGCCAAGACCAAGAUGGAGAAUCACUUGCUGAAGACUGUUGAAGACAUUGCCGGCAUGGAGAAGAACAUCAAGGAUCUGACACAGGCCAUUAAGGACAAAGAGGCCCCAAUGAAGGUAGCCCAAACAAGACUGGACCACAGAACAUAUAGGCCAAAUGUGGAACUCUGCAGGGACCCAGCCCAGUACAGGAUGGUUCAAGAAGUUGGCGAGAUCCAGGACUCGAUUGACAAGCUUCGACAGAAGCUGGCUGAAUCCAAGGCCUCACUGAAUGACCUGAUGGACACCCGCAUGGCCCUAGAAAAGGAGAUUGCCCUCAAGAAGAACAGCAUCUUUGUCGAUCGCGACAAGUGCCUCAAAUUCCGCACCCGCUACCCAUCCACCUCCAAGCUUGUGGGAUAUCAGUAAAUGUCACUGGUCCGUCAUAUAUUAUAAUAAAACAGACAUUACAAAUGUGAGCAUGUUCAGUAGUAGGAAGGAAACCAAAACGUCUUUGUUUAGGUAUUUUUGCAAUGUAAGCUUUGAUAUCUCAAUUUAUUGGUCAUAGCUUAUACUGCAAAUUAGCUAAAGGCUGAUAGUGAACUAUUCACUGUUUUGGAAUACAGAUCUUUGAAGCGAUACUCUACCAUUUGCUCACUUUUGUAGUUGUUGAAUAUCAGCAAGCAUGUAGAUCUAUUCAUUUGCAUGUAUAUAUGUACUAUCUGAAACAGUAUUGCCGUACAAGCAUAAAAGCAGAAAUGAAGAAUCAAUAAACAAAGCUGCACAGAAAUUUGGAUUGGUCCCUUGAAAAAAAUACUCAUUUUGGACGUUGGAAUGUGCAUAUUUAUCUUAAACUAUGCCUCCAGAGAUUCUGGAGUUAACUCUUUGAGAUCAACAUUAUAAUGGGGAAGAUUUUGUACUCGUAGAAUGGGAUAUAUUUGUUCAUAUUCAUCAUAUCAAAAGCAAUUCAGAUAUGUGCAUGUUCUUUUUGUGUGUGUAUUGCUUGGUAGCAUCAAGAAAUCUUGUACCAAUGGUACGUUAUAUUGCUUAUUUAUGACAUGAUAAAUAUUUAUCAUUCCAACUUUUACUUAGGAAAUAACAUACAUCCGUCCUUUUGAUGCACAUUAUUUAUCUCGUCUUUGCAUCAUGAUCAUCACUAUAUAUUUUCUAAUUUCAUCAUGACAGCACAUUCUAGUGAACUUAGCUGCAAUUUCUUACUUGCAAUAACUUUAGGUAUAUACAUUAGCUUAAUGUUCCCCUCUCUAUUCUAUUUUUGAAGACCCUUUUCUAUUGUGCCAUGUAUUAUAGUAUGUGUAUAUAUAUGAGAUUUCAUCAAAUUAAAUGGAUGAAUUGUUUCUGCAUGAAAUUUAAAUGGUUAUCAUGCUUUCUAUGUGAGUGAUCAGAAUAUGUAAUAAAAAUAAAGUUGAAAAAAAAAUAUAAUGAAACAAAGUUACUUGUUAGUUUUCAUUUUCAUGUGAAAUUCGGAUAUAUAGCAAGAAAGAUGGUGGAGUAAGAUACAACUUAUUUGGUUUAAAUUUCCAUUCAUAAAUGAUGUGCUCAAUGUGAACAUUUGAUUUCAGGAGUCAGAGUGUAAAUUGCAAUUACUUCAUGUGCUGUCUCUGUCUGUUGGUAAGUGAAUUAAAAACUGUCCAACCCCAAACACAGCAUAAUGAUGAAAUUCACACUCGAUCCAGGAGACAUUGAUGUUUAACAUGUGAAUGGUAUUGGUGCAGGAAUGUAGUCGAGGCUGGAGAAAAUCUCCCAUAGAACAUGUGACUCGAGGCCAAGGCCGGCAAAAUUUUGUUACAAGGUCAGUCUUGACUACAUCCCUGGCAUAGUGAUAGUCCAUUUUCCAAAAUCACUUCAUUAUACUCCAUUAAUUUAACUAGUUUAUUAUCUAGGAAAAAUUGUCUUUUGGUUUAGAGGUAGAAAGGGGGACAGGGAGAGAGAGAGCAACCAAGGAAGAUGAACAGAUUGAAUCAGUACACACACCAUAGUCUGGCAUAGGAAAUGAGUGCAAAAGUUAACAUUUUGCCCAAGGUGAUUCAAUAUUCCGACCAGAUAAUCCCCAGUUAAAUUUCUCCAAAGUCAAAAAGAAUUAUGUGGUCCUAAGACAUAGGCACACCCGUAGUGUAUGUUCCAAGUGAUCUACCUUGUAUCUCUUGUCCUCAUUUCUCAUCCAUCUCCAACUUAAAAAAAAUAAUAAUCCUCCACAUCUAUGUAAUUCUAGUUCUUUCUCUCUCUCUCUGUCCAUCUACCUUCACAUCAUUAUCCUACCUUCUCUCUCUCUCCCAAUUUCUACCUACCUACUCCCUCACUUUUGUUUCUCUUCCUUUUCAUUUCCUUUCAUCAAGUCUCUCCCAACAAGCUCACAAAGACCCCAAAAAUGGCAUGGAAAUUAUCUGAAAACAUGUCAUUUCAUUACCCAAUUACAGUUUCGUCUUCUACCAACUGGUUCAAUUAAAAGACGAUAUUGUCAUUGGUUUUAACAAGUACAGAUUUUGAGUUAAUGAUAACGUCACUGAAAUGAAAAAAUAAAUGCGAUGUCACUUAAGUCAAACUGGGAUUACACAACGAGACACCAUAGCCCGAAUUCUUAAUGGCAGUUUUAACCCAUUGCCUACUUGAUCCACGUGGUCCCUUUUCAGAGCCUAUGGGAAUCACAAAAUUCAGUUUUAAGAAGAUUAAUCCAUGGUUUUAAAUACUGGAUUACACAUCUUUGUCACAUAUAUUCACUUGUGUUGCUAUCAUUUGAGCAUUAUGAGCCAACGGUUUUAAAUUCAUGAAUUAACCAAUUAGAUUUGCAUUAAUACUAUCAAUUCAAGAGGGGACUCUCAUGAUAGCAAUAGGUGUGAAUUAAAAACCCUGUAAAAAGGCAUGCAUUCAUCAUUGGAGCUGUCCUCGAUUUUGUGGAAAAUGAAGCGUAACCUGAUAUUAUCAAUACAUGAACUCUGCAUAAACUAUGGUCUCAACACAACCAACUUUGUAAAUCUGGGCCCAUAAAUCUCUCAACAGAUCUAGUCAAGCAUAGCUGCCAAUCUAUAGAUAUUGCAUUUUCUUUCUAUAUAUAAAAAAAAAGCUUUGAAUAUUCUUCAUAUCAUCACAGUUCAUGUCUAGAGAAUUACCAAUGGUUCACUGAUAAAAAUUAAAAACAAACGCCAGAUCAAUAAUGAUUUUUACAGAUUUUAAUAAUUGCUGCAACAAACCUUCACUGGUUGGUUUCAUAUAAUACAGUAUCAAACCCUUCUCACAUAAGGGUGAAAAAGAAAAAAAACAUUUGACAAACAAUCCUCAAUCCUUGAUCACUGAAACCUCCAUUUAAAUCCAUUCAAACAUUUAUUUUGCAUAAAUCAAGGGAAUUCCAUUUCAGUUUAAUCACUUGUACUUUAAGCGUAGAAUCCCAUUUGAAGAUGGACAGCUAUGACUAAUUACCCCUUGCCUAUGGCUAAAACAGUGCUACAGCUAAUAAAAGUGGAGGGAAGGCAGUAAAAUCUGAUUCUUGUGAGGAAGGUUGAGGAAGGUUUUCAGUCAAUGUUUUUUUUUAUAAAUUGCUCUACACAAAAGUAACAUAUAAGCAUUGUGAGUGGUACAACAAUUAUUCAUAUAGAUGAGUUGACCAAAAUGAUUCAGCACAUUUCAUUUGUCUGGCUAUCUCACACAAAAUUACAUCUAUGUUGUCUUUUCCCCAAUUAAGCAAAACAGAUUUUCAUCCAUUUUUCAUUCUAGAUGCAUACUUCCCAGCAAUCUUAGUUGAUGAAAUAAAGAUCCAGCUGCAUGAGACCUCAGAAAAACACCCCCC